Molecule: messenger RNA, 2560 nt
Organism: Linum tenue
Lineage: Eukaryota; Viridiplantae; Streptophyta; Magnoliopsida; Malpighiales; Linaceae
Source: the annotation of a GenBank genome assembly
ACCUUACAACCUAUUUCUACCAAAAAACCAAACCUUCUCCCCUUCCCUCUCUCCCUCACAUCUCCUCUCCUCUCUCUCCCACCCUUUCUGGUAAAUACCAAAUCGCAAAUCCAUUUUAACACAUAUAAAUACAAAUCCCAAUUGAAAUCCAGAACAGUAAGAGAGAAAGGGAAGAAGGAAGGAAGGAAAAAAAGGGGAAGAAAGAAAAGAGAAAGAGAACCAAAAAGGGGAGAGAGCCUUAGCUGCUCACUCACACCCUCUUCUUAUUCUUUUGUUGUUGUUGUCGUGAGGCCUUCAGAUCUUGAGAUUCUCCCUCAACUCUCCCCCUCAUCUGGGUUCUCUUUCUCUUUGAUCAAUCAACCAGUUCUUUUCUGUGUUCUUCUUCCCCACACAGAAAGAAAGGGGAAACAUUAAGGAAAAAAGGAGGAAAAAACUGAAAAGCCUGCUCCUUUUGGGUAAUUGCUAUCUUAAAUUUUGGAUCUUAUUAGUUAUCACACAUUUCUUAGUCGAAGCUUUUGUCUUCCGUUCAUUUGGAUUACUGGGUGGCGAUCGGUUUCCUUUUGGCCUCAUCCUAGUUAUCGAUCAAUCGGUUAGUAGUUCGUAAAGCCUUUCUGGAUUGAAUCCAAGAGUACCCACUUGAUACAGAGACACAUCCCUGCAUAUAAAAUCUGGGUGAGCUUUUUUCUGCUUGAUUUCUGCGUCAAGGAUUUGGAAAUGGAUCUCGGAAAGCUGUUCAUUGGUGGGAUUUCAUGGGACACCAAUGAAGACCGUCUGAGAGAGUAUUUCCAGGUAUUUGGGGACGUUCUGGAAGCUGUGAUUAUGAAGGAUCGGUCCACAGGUCGAGCCCGCGGCUUCGGCUUUGUUGUCUUUGCUGAUCCUGCUGUUGCUGAGCGAGUUGUGAUGCAGAAGCACCUCAUAGAUGGUCGAAAUGUAGUUGAGGCGAAGAAAGCCGUGCCUAGGGACGAUCAGAACAUUCUGAACCGAACCAGCAACAACAGCAGCCUUCACGGAUCACCUGGUCCAACUCGGACCAAGAAAAUAUUCGUAGGAGGUUUAGCAUCGACAGUAACAGAGACCGACUUCAAGAAUUACUUCGAUCAGUUUGGAACAAUCACUGAUGUUGUUGUCAUGUACGACCACAACACUCAAAGGCCAAGAGGUUUCGGGUUCAUCACCUUUGACUCAGAAGAAGCUGUGGAUAAAGUGCUGUACAAGACAUUCCAUGAGCUCAAUGGCAAAAUGGUUGAGGUGAAACGGGCCGUUCCAAAGGAACUAUCCUCCUCUGGUCCGGCCAGGUCGAACCAGUUUGCUGGAUAUAACUAUGGAAUUACCAGAGUCAAUAGCUUCCUCAAUGGCUACUCCCCUCAGGCACACAAUCCAAAUUCUGUUGGACUUAGAAUGGAUGGUAGAUUCAUGCCAGUCACUGCAAGUCGUAGCAGCUUUUCUCCAUUCAAUAGCGGGUAUGGAUCAGGUCUAAAUUUCGAGCAAGGUCUGAGUCCAAGUUAUGGUGGCAACUCAAGCCUUGGGUCAAACAUUGGGUUCGGCCGGUUGAGUCCUUCAUACAGUGGCAAUUCGAACAGGUACUGGAGCCCCAUUGGUUAUGGAGGAGGAAACAAUUCGGGCUUGAAUUCUGUUUCUCGUACUUUGUGGAGCAAUGAUAACAUUUCUCAAAAUGCAAACUCGAACGGCGGAGGUUGGAACUCGGGGCUCAGUUCCUUUUCUGGAGCUCUUUGGGAUUCCUCGGUUAAUGCAGGGCCAGGUGGUGGUUUGGGACCCGCGUAUAACAAUGUCGGUGGUGGAGAGUUUAGUGUUGGACUAGGAGGGGGAGGAUAUGGAAGAAACAGUGGGGCGGGUUUUGCGCCUGUGGCAUCGCGUGCUGCUGCUGCAAAUGGAGGUUAUGACAGGGCGGCUUAUGCUGACAUUUAUGAGAAUAGUUCACUCUAUGGAGAUUCUUCCUGGAGAUCCCCAACAUCAGAGUUGUUUGAUUCUGGAAUUGGAAAUGCAGCUUCGGAUGUUAUUACUAAGAAUACUGCAGCUUAUGCUGGUGGUUAUGGCAUUGCUGAUAGACAGUCAGAUAGAGGAAUUGCUGCUUAGGAUGAAAACAAAGAUUGCUACUGUAGGUGAAAGAGUACAUCAUCAACAUUUGAAGUAAAUGUGGUACAUUACAUGUUUCUUGGACCUGAAGUUUACUUUCUUACCUAUUUUUCUUACCCCCCUUUGAUGUUUAUGUGAGGAGGAUCUUGAGAUUAGAGCUAAUCAAUUUAUCGGGUUAUCGAACGAAAUUAUGGUUAGAGAGCAGAGCAGGAGAGAACAAUUCAGUCAGGAGGAAUUUCUUGUGUAAGGUUCUUCAUGUGGCAGCAGAAAACUGUUUAGUCCUUGUCAAGUGCGGAUUUGGAAUCUUAAUUAGGGUUUGUACAAGUUGAUUGGCUUUCACUAGUUGAGAGGGACAUUUAUUGCUUACCUUUCCCCUCUUUGGAAAUAAUAAUUUUUACAGAAUACUGAUUUAUGUUAAUUUCUCCAUUUUUUUGGUUGUGGAUGGUGUUACUAAUCCAGCAUUUUC